AUGGUCCACCAGGGCCCUCAAGGCCACCUCUACAAAGCUGCUUCCCACUCAGUCAGCCUCCAGCCUGUACUAGUGAAUGUGAUUAUUCCUUUCCAGGUGCAGAGAUCUACAGAAAAGUAUUUUUCUUUCAUUCUGCAGUUAAUACUGAUUGUGAUUGGCGCUAUAACAGUAGUCUCAAUAUUACAACCCUACAUCUUCCUGGCAUCAGUGCCUGUGAUAGCAGCCUUUAUUGUGUUAAGGGCAUACUUCCUCCACACUUCUCAGCAGCUGAAACAACUGGAAUCUGAAGCUCGGAGUCCAAUAUUCACCCAUCUUGUUACAAGCUUAAAAGGGCUGUGGACACUGAGAGCUUUUGGGCGGCAGCCAUAUUUUGAGACCUUAUUUCACAAAGCCCUGAACCUACACACGGCAAACUGGUUCCUCUACCUGUCAACGCUGCGCUGGUUCCAGAUGAGAAUAGAAAUUAUUUUUGUUGUCUUUUUUGUUGCUGUGGCGUUCAUCUCUAUCAUAACUACAGGUGAUGGACCAGCUAGAGUUGGUAUUAUUAUUACUUUAGCCAUGAACAUCAUGGGAACCUUGCAGUGGGCAGUAAACUCAAGCAUAGAUGUGGAUAGUUUG
Molecule: messenger RNA, 618 nt
Organism: Fulmarus glacialis (Northern fulmar)
Lineage: Eukaryota; Metazoa; Chordata; Aves; Procellariiformes; Procellariidae
Product: cystic fibrosis transmembrane conductance regulator-like
Exons: 4
Biological process (GO): chloride transmembrane transport; bicarbonate transport
Cellular component (GO): apical plasma membrane; plasma membrane; cytosol
Molecular function (GO): ATP binding; ABC-type transporter activity
Source: RefSeq, a predicted model, not a curated record